CAAAACACCACACCCCUUUCACAUGGGAAAAAAAACAACAAAAAACCACCUUGUCUGGGUGUGAGUGGGGAGGAAGAGUAUCUGGGUUAAAAUCUUGGGAGCCAGAGUGAGAUGGUCCAGGGUUGGCAUGGGGGCCUAGGUGAGUGCUCUGGGAACAGAGCUUACAAGUGAUCACAGGCAGUGGGAACAGCGUGUGUGGGGAUGGAGUUGUUCUUCAGAUACUCAAGGAUUCUUGAGGAGUCCCUCUGUGGGGAGGUGGUAGGGGAGCAGGACCCUAGUACUGGGGCCAUCCUGAGGAAGGAAGAAGGAACUAGAUUACAUGGGAGAGCGUCUUCCGUUGACCAGUCAUCUCUGCAUGGGGUCAGGAACCAGGAUAUCCUGGCUUCUAGUCACCCAGUGGCUCCCCUGGAAUUCCUUAGAUGUAACUGCCUGGGAGGUCCUUGUGUAGGGAAGAGGCACGCCUGAGAGCAGCCUGCACCGUCCAAAGUGAGGUGGGGGAGGGGGGCUCUGGGGCUGUGAUGUGAGUCUAGGGGUGCUAGCUGACCUAGGCGUCCUGCCUCCACCUAUAAUUACCAAGCUUCCCCACGCGGGGUUUGCCCCCGUUCUGUGGCUUCCAGUAACUAUCAGGGAUGAAAGGUGGCCUUCCCUGUGAUUAUGGAGAUGACAGGUGGGUACUGGUGGGUGCAGGGUGUGAAUGGAGGAGGUGUGGAGACUGGGUGGGGCCUCCUGGGGUCUGGGUCACUGAUAGGGAGACCUGGCUGAUGGGACCUGGGCUGGGGGACUGAAGAGAUGUUACCAGCAGGUUCUUUGUAAACGGGUCUGACCAGUUGAGCUCUGAUGGGGAUUCCUCACGUCACUGGGCUGGCCCCUCCCCACAGACUGGUCACCUCCUUUACCUCUACUAUAAAGCCUCGGGUUCUCAAGCACUAGACCCAGAGCACCCCACCUUGGGGGUCAGUAGACAGCCAUGAUGCUCAACUGGAAGCUGCUGGGGCUCCUGGUCCUUUGCCUGUGUGCUGGAGGCAUCUCAGGCAGUGAGGACCCCUCUCCCAGACCCACAGAAGCCCAAGAAGAGGAGGACUCCUCAGCAUUGCCCCUGGGCCCCCCAAUCCCUGGGGACCCCUGGCCAGGGGUACCUCCUCUGUUUGAUGAACCUCCACCCCCAGGCCCCAACCGGCCCUGGAGAGAUCUACCUGAUGCUGGUGUCUGGCCCCCAGAACCCCCUAGCACCAAUCCCCCUCAACCUCCUCUGCCUGAUGACCCCUGGCCAGCAGGAACCCAGCCCCCAGAAAACCCCUGGCCACCUGCCCCUGAGAUGGACCAUGGAUCUCAGGAGGAGCCAGACCUUGACCCACCCCAGGAAGAGUACAGAUAGGGAGGAGCCCCAGGGAACUUGGGUGUCUAGACCUCAACCUCCAGGGAGGGUCUGAGGACUGUGCUCCCUACUGCCACCUGGUGGCCUUAUCUGGGAAACGACAGUUGACCAGGAUGGUGCUUCCGAUAGAAAAAUAAAAGCCACUUUUCUUCUGUA
Messenger RNA from Onychomys torridus (southern grasshopper mouse), 1531 nucleotides. It is a transcript of the gene Psors1c2, whose product is annotated as psoriasis susceptibility 1 candidate 2. The transcript has 3 exons. NCBI's taxonomy places the organism in Eukaryota, Metazoa, Chordata, Mammalia, Rodentia, Cricetidae. The record is from RefSeq and is a predicted model, not a curated record. Bases 968 to 1375 code for a protein of 135 amino acids.